AUGAUAAAAAAAUCAUUUAUACCUGUUAUUUCACAAAAAAAAAAAGAAGAGGAAAACCCCGGAUCAGUUGAAUUUCAAGUAUUCAAUUUCACUAAUAAGAUACGAAGACUUACUUCACAUUUUGAAUUACACCCAAAAGACUAUUUAUCUCAACGAGGUUUACGUAUAAUUCUGGGAAAACGGCAACGACUACUGUCUUAUUUGUCAAAGAAAAAUAAAAUACGUUAUAAAAACUUAAUAAAUCAGUUGGGUAUUCGUGAUUCACAAAUUCGUUAA
Messenger RNA from Trifolium pratense (red clover), 276 nucleotides. The record is from the annotation of a RefSeq genome assembly. NCBI's taxonomy places the organism in Eukaryota, Viridiplantae, Streptophyta, Magnoliopsida, Fabales, Fabaceae.